This is a messenger RNA of Lepisosteus oculatus (spotted gar), 1644 nucleotides long. RefSeq names its product F-box protein 48 (gene fbxo48). Gene Ontology annotation, molecular function: protein binding. Lineage: Eukaryota; Metazoa; Chordata; Actinopteri; Semionotiformes; Lepisosteidae. Gene Ontology annotation, biological process: SCF-dependent proteasomal ubiquitin-dependent protein catabolic process. Gene Ontology annotation, cellular component: SCF ubiquitin ligase complex. The record is from RefSeq and is a predicted model, not a curated record.
CGUAAAUAAAAAUUUGAAAAGGAUAGGCAUUUAAACUGUCAGCUGUCACAUAAUGACGUGAACCAUAAGAAGGACAGCCAUUCUGUCAUUCCUAGAGGCGAGAACUUCAAACUAUGCAGUAUGUUUCUAAAAGAAACAGAAAUACCUCUACUUUCUCAGAAGGAAGCUGCAGUCUGAUCUCAAGAGAAGGCCAAGGAUACAACUUUGCUGACAUAUUACCUCCAGAAAUAAGUCUGGAGAUUUUCAGCAAGCUGGACGUUAAAAGCUUAUGCAGUGCUGCUGUGACGUGUAAACUCUGGAACAACAUCAUUGAAAACAGUGACCACCUGUGGAGGAAUCACUGCCUGACAGUCAGAGCUAUCUGUCAGAGAGAGGUGGAUGAGGACAGAGGGGAUGGGUUUUCUUGGAAGGUCACAUUAGUUAGAAACUACUGGAAAGGCUGUGUGAAAAGAGAAUGGCUCAAUGGCAGAUACAGCAACAUUCGCUCUUCUCAUGAACUUCCGAAUAAGAGCAUGUACCCUUUAGAUGCAGAAACCUGGGGGAAAAUUUUGGAAGCUGAGCUGGAAAGAUAGUGGGUGGCUGCAGAUGUACAGUAUGUGUGGAGCACUUCUGAAAAGGGGAUUUUGAACCUCCUUUUUCACAUUUACUGUACCUUUUGUAAAUAAUUUAUUUUUAAUACCUUCAGUGUAAUUUUAUCUUUUUUAUUGAAAACGUAUCAGACAUAGGAUUUAUAAAUUCAGUAAAUCCUAUUUUGUUUUGUCCAUGUUCUGCAUGCUCAGAAUAUGUGGAGAAAAAAGUAAUUAAUCUGUGCUUUAAUUCCCUGUUUAAUCAGUCCCUGAUUUUGUUGUAAAUAAACACUCAUCAUGGGAAACAGAUCUGUGCAAGUUCUAGUUUAAUGUCAACAUGCCAUAUAACAGACACAAAUUCAGCACCUAUUCACAAGCCAGUGUGAAAAUAUUGGAGACUUCAAAAAAUAUUUAGGCCUCAUCACAAAGGUUUUUCAAAAGGCUUUUUUUAUCAAUAAGUUUUAUUGUUGAUUCUUCUUUAUAUUAACUACUACUUUAUGCAUUUCUUGAAGAAUGUUUAUUAUAUAUUAGAGCUUGAUCAUUUUUCUAUUCAUGUAAAUACAGUGGAAUUUGCAAAUUUAUAUAUACAUGUACAAUAUAUAUAAAAAUGUUGUAAGGCAGUGUAAUGGGUUUAAAGAAGUGUAAAGAAGGAAAAUUGCAAUUUCUCACUGGCUCUAGUAGUUCUAAAACAGUACACAAUCUACAAUAUCUGUUGUUUGCAACACUUAAAGCUAUCAGCAGGGGGAGAUAGCACAAACGCACACAACAUUAGAGGCUACAAAACUAAUUAAUGAAACAUUUCUAUAAAGAUUAGAAAACGCAUUGUGAAAGUGAACAGGUUUUUCAGUUAUCGUUUUAGAACAAAUGUAUUGUUUAAGGUGCUAUAUUUGUUAGUGUACUGAGUGUACUAUUGUGGACAGUUUGAGACCUAACACCAGUACUUAAUGUAUAAACCUGUAUAUUAUAUGUAUGAGAAUUCUUUAGUGUUAGAUUUUUAGUCCUUUAAAAGAUUUAGUGAGACAGUGUUGUACUUUUAUCUGAUGAUCGUAAGUAGUAAAUCACUAUACAUCUUGUAUUA